GUAUUAUUACGAUUAAAUUGUAAAUAUUUAAUAUUAUAUUGACUAUUAUAAUAUUAUAAUAGCCAGUUGUUUAAUUCUCAAGUCCGCAAUGCGGUUACCGUCCUAGAGUUGCGUUUAUAGUUGGCGAUCGAGAUUAGACUCAUCGGAGGUUCAAGACAAGAGAAGAGGACGUGCUUAUGAGACAUAGAUAAUUCGUUUUACAAUUAGUUAUUAAUAUCAAUGAUGUUUUAAAUCGCAAUAUUAGUUUUAUUGUUCAUUUAUCAUUUCUUCAAACGUCGCUGUCGCAUAGAAGGCUCGGAGGAAUAAUAUUGUUAAAUAAUAUAUAAUAUAUUUUAUGGCCAAUAGUAUGAAUAAAUUUUUGUACUUUGCGUACGGGAGCAACAUGCUUGCACAGCGGAUUCAUAUUCAAAAUCCAUCUGCUGUAAGAAUUGGAACUGGCAAACUGAAUGCAUUUCGUUUAGAUUUUAAUGGAUUUUCACAUUUUUGGGACGGAUGUCCAUCAACAGUGGUUCCGGACCCUGAGGAGCAUGUCUGGGGUGUAUUGUGGCAACUGAAUACAAGUGAUUUGAGCAAUCUAGAUCGUCAAGAAGGUGUCGAGAAAAAAAUCUAUGUACCUUUUGAGGUAAACAUUGUGACACCAAAUGGUGAAAAUGUAUUAAGCCGCUGUUACAUGCUAGUCAAUCAGCCUGUUAAACAAAUACCAUUGCCACUUGAAAGAAGACCGUCUAAAGCAUAUCUAGAAACUAUCUUGCUAGGGGCAAAUGAAAGUGGUUUACCAUUGGACUAUUUACAAUUUCUUAAUGAAAUACUUGAUAAUGGCAAUGAUGGUCCACAAAUGCCGUGGUCAAAGCGUGAACCUUUAAAAACUACUGAAUUGUAACUGAGUACUUGUCUUGUUUAAAAUGUGUUAUAAAUUAUCUCUUAAAUAUUUUGUAAAGAAAAACUUUAGGUGUACAAAUCUGAAUAAUCUAUAAUAUUCAAUACUGUAAAAAAAUAUGUAAGGAGGUAAAGGGACAUUGAUUAAAUCAGUUUUCAUACAGACAAUAUUGUUGGUGAUUGUAUACUUAAUAAUUAAUAUAGUUAAAAUAUAACGAG
Molecule: messenger RNA, 1095 nt
Organism: Myzus persicae (green peach aphid)
Lineage: Eukaryota; Metazoa; Arthropoda; Insecta; Hemiptera; Aphididae
Product: gamma-glutamylcyclotransferase-like
Exons: 3
Coding region: 335-880 (181 amino acids)
Molecular function (GO): gamma-glutamylcyclotransferase activity
Source: RefSeq, a predicted model, not a curated record